This is a messenger RNA of Paramormyrops kingsleyae, 1354 nucleotides long. The record is from RefSeq and is a predicted model, not a curated record. Lineage: Eukaryota; Metazoa; Chordata; Actinopteri; Osteoglossiformes; Mormyridae.
CUUCAGUGGGUUUCUUAACAAGCUCACUAGACUCAUGAUCUCAGGUGAAACGCCACUCUAGUGAAGAGACAGCUGGCGGUGUCUGCGCUUUAUCAGCUGAUGCUGGGAAAGUGUGAGCUGGAAAAUUCAACAGCAAUUAUAAAAAAGUUCAGAAGGAGUUCAGAAGGAGACGGUCAGCGCCCGGCUUCUCGUUUUGCCAUCAGCUCCAGAUAACCUCACUUUUCAGCCAGUAGUUGGGGGUGUAACGGCACAUCGUGUCACUGAUUGGUUGAGAACAGAAGCUCCUCCCCCUGAUGUGACCAACAUCCCCAUAUAUCUGUGGGCUGCAACCUCCCCUCCCCUCACACUCCAGUCUGCUCAUUGAUCACAGACUGACAUCAUGCUGUUCACUCUGGGCACCUUCAUCACAGCUCUGGCAUGUAUCAGCGGCCAAAGGAUUGUCACUCAAAAACCCUCCUUACUGACUCUGAGUAAAGGAGAAACGGCCACCUUGCACUGUCAGAAACCUGAAGAUGAUGGCUAUCGUAUUCACUGGUACAAGCAGGUCCCAGGAGGAGCUCCCCAGUUCGUCCUGUAUUACUACCGUACUAAUAGAUCUCACACAUAUGGAAGUGAAUUCUUCUCCAGCCGCUUCACCUCCAGAGCCCAGUCCAACACAGAUUAUCAGUUAGUAAUAAGCAGCGUGGAGGUGGACGACUCUGCUGUGUAUUACUGUAAGAAAUGGUUUAGCUCUCCCACUGAAGCAGUAUUCGGACAAGGCACUAAACUGAUCGUCAGCGACCCCUCCCUGGAGGCUCCCUCACUGAGUCUCCUCCCUCCAUCCAGCGAGGAGCUCAAGACAGGUAGAGCCACACUGGUUUGCCUGGCUAAGAUGUCUGCUGCAUUUGCCGACGUCAGCUGGACGUACAACGGGGGGCCACUAACCGAUGGAGUUUUCACCAGCUCUGCUACACAGCAGGCAGAUAAAACCUUUGGUCUGAGCAGCUUCCUGAGUGUGAAGCCCUCAGAGUGGGACAGUGUGAGUGGUGUGACAGUGGUCACCCAGAAGCCUCCUUCUCUGACAGUGAAUCAAGGAGGGACAGUGACUAUGGACUGUAACCUUGGGACAGUCACUGACAGUGUUGCUCGCUGGUACAAGCAGGUCCCAGGUGGAGUUCCCCAGUUUGUGUUGAGGUUUUACCAUACAUGGAGCUCCCCCAGCUAUGGGACAGGCUUCUCCUCCAGCCGCUUCACAUCAAACCACCAGAGUACAUCAGAUUAUCGGUUGAUCAUCAACACAGUGGAGGUGGGAGACUCAGCAGUUUAUUACUGUCACACAUGGGACGACUCUGCUAAGGAACAUGUAUCACAGUGA